This is a messenger RNA of Pisolithus orientalis, 3516 nucleotides long. Its product is annotated as lethal giant larvae like, C-terminal-domain-containing protein. Gene Ontology annotation, cellular component: cytoplasm; plasma membrane. The coding region runs from base 32 to 3301 and encodes 1089 amino acids. Gene Ontology annotation, molecular function: syntaxin binding; myosin II binding; GTPase activator activity. The transcript has 17 exons. The record is from RefSeq and is a predicted model, not a curated record. NCBI's taxonomy places the organism in Eukaryota, Fungi, Basidiomycota, Agaricomycetes, Boletales, Pisolithaceae. Gene Ontology annotation, biological process: regulation of protein secretion; establishment of cell polarity; regulation of exocytosis.
GCACUACCUUGAUGACACAUGGUACAUCAACAUGCUUUUUUCUAAGUUGACAUCGAGACACCAAAGUGAGGCUUUCUCUGAUCUAACUACAACCAAGGAAGUGGGUGACUGGCAUCCAAACAUUCUGCGGGUUCUAAAUUUUCACUUCGACCUGGUCACCAUCGCAUUCGAUCCGACAUUGGGACUCCUUUCGAGUGGAACUUCGUCUGGUGUGAUCCGUAUCUUUGGAGCUCCGGGUGUAGACGUGUCGCUAGACCUACCAGAACCACUACAGGUAUCCUUUCUUCGGUUUUCAGCUUCCACACGUCAACUCGUGUGUAUCGACGAACGCGACCAACUACAUGUCUGGGACCUGAGCCAAGUUGGACGCCCGCUGCACCAACAGACGUCGGCUUUGAACUCUUGUGUCAGCGACAUAUCCCUUUCUCCCUUCCAUACCCAUGCUCUCAUUGUGUUUCAAACGGGGGAGAUCAGAGCAUAUGACCUGCUCUCCCUCCAGAUGUCGCCGUACAUGAUCCCUAAUUUGUGGAAUUUGCACAUCGAAGAUGUAAACGCGACCAUGAAGUUACCCUCUGACCCGGCGAUGGAGCUGCCCAUAGAAAUUAUCUGUCACCCUCGAAACUUGAAAUGGAUUUUUGUUGUGUUCACAGGUGGGGUAGUGCUUUGUGACUUGGCAAAACGUUCAGUGGUGGCCGUUUAUACGCGUCCAGAGCCCGUCAGCGUGGGUUCGAUACACAGUGCAUCAUUUGCGACGUCGAUGGCCAUCCAUCCUUCUGGUCAUUUCUUCGCCGUUGGCUAUGCAGAUGGUGUCAUCGGCUUCUGGGCGAUCGCAGAUGAAGCGCGGCCCUUAUCCGUCAACACACUUGCUGAGUUAGGUGAGCAUGUCGGCGGUUGGUCGCCAUUCGAACAGUCACCUGGGGGUGUUGGUGAAAACAACCAACAUCCAAAUUUGGAGCCGGUAUGCAAAUUGGCAUGGUGUGGAUUCCCUAACACAAGCGAUUCGUGCGGAGGGAAUUCUUUGCUUCUCGUACUCGGAGGGUGCCCAACCACAAGCGAUCGGGGACUAGUAGCGCUCUUGAUGCCUACAUUCAACCCCGACUUAUCGGCACCCUUCCCUGACAAGUCAACUUCCCUACACCAAGCUGCGCGUGAUGAGAUGGUUCAAGUAUUGAUACCCAAGAGGGCACACAUUUACUCACCAUCUGCCCAAGUGCGUGACUUUUGCGUUGUCUCCUGCCAGACCCCCCACUUUUCCGGCAUAUGGGAUCCUGCUGCCGUAAUUUGCUUGUGUGGCACUUCGUCUGGCUCGCAGGGCGUGGAAACGUAUAGAUUUCCCCCACGGAGUUUCCUUGACAGUUCCCUUGCUUGUUUGGGGAAUUCAUCCGAUUCGUCAGAAACCGAUAUCGUUGGCCAUCUCGCUGCAUUACUAGAGGAGAUGAAACUUGACCUUGAUCAGGAGCUGUUAGUGCCGCCAAGUGCGCUGAGGUGCGGCCCAAGUAAAAUCGUUAAAGUCUAUGCACUGGACGUCAAAUGCGAAAUCAUGGAUUAUCUGUCCAAAGCUUCGACCGCAGGGAAUGCGUUGGUCUUAUGCGGUGGCGCAGCAUGGCUUGGUCCUGCCCGUCUAACACAAGCCAAACUCUCCAAGUACCAGCCAAGACGACUCCUCAUAACGAUCCAUGGUGACGCCAGCGUACGAUUCCACGAUAUCAGUCCACAGCUUCUCAUCACCACGCGAGAGUCUCCGAUGACCAAGGACUUCCCCGAAACACUCGUUGACUUGAUCAUUAACAUAUGUGACAUAUUUGCGGACCCUCAAUUGAGCAAGGUCAAUCUGCCGAUACUCCCAAAAAUACAGUCAGUUCAGUUCACUCAAGAGUCGCUGGAGUGUUCGAUUGCCCUAGAGACGGGGGAAGUUCUUCUCUACCGCUUCCGGCUGAAUGAUCGCCAACAACACGUGCCGAAGGAGGUGGACGAUGAAAUUGUUGUGCUUGAUCAAAGUCUUGCUGCAGGUUGCAAAUUUCGCCCGUACCUGAUGUUGCAUAGAAGACCAAGUAAAACGACGUCUCAUUCCCUCAAUGACGUUGGUUUCCUUGCAGUAGGUUAUGCAGACGGUUGUAUCUCUGUCGUCGACUUGCGGGGCCCUUCCAUACUCCGUGUCCCGCGACCUGAUCACCCGCGAAAGGGUCCACUUGAUUUCCAUCAAUCACGCAACUGUGGACUAGACGGUAUUGUUUCCCUGACGUGGACUGUGUCAGGAAUAGCUUCUGAACAAAACCUUUUCUUGAGGUUGAUUUCUGUUCAUGAAUCUGGAGCAUCCUACGUCUACAAGCUGGCUCGGCAGCCGGGCUCGUCAUCAUAUUCAUAUGUGGAAGCAGUCACCACAGAGACCCUACCCAAUCUAUUUGACAAUUCAUCCUUCGUGAUUGACUCCAGAACUGGCGCACUGAUGCGCGCUGACAAGGUUAUGUUUGCUGUUGCACUGCGGCAAGGUGAUAGUGUUGCAGCGAAUAGCUGUUUUUGGGUCACAGCAAGUGCGCAAGGUGCAGAGUGCAGGGUGGAUAUCACGGGGAAACGGGUGGGGAGAGUGAACUGGGACGCCAAACAGAACAUAAUCCACGCUUCGCCCGUCGAGAGAAACGGUUCCCAGUCAUUCGUCGCAUGGGGGUCGAAGGGUGAAAUAUUAAUGUACACCCUUCCUUCUCUCGAGCUCUUGCACACAAGCACCUUCUCACCGAUGCCUGCAAGCCUCAAUCUCAUAUCCGUCGACAUAACCGGUGACUUCAUCUAUUGUGAGACGACCGAACGGCCGGCUAUGUCGAGGGUUACGCUGGCUUCUUUGUUCUCCUCUAGAGGCGUCUAUGACGAGCCGAUUACGGCUCUAUUAGAGCACAUGACUACGACACCACCAAUACCACCCCAGCCACAACCAGCACCUCCAGGACUGUCAUCAGUUCUAAGUGCAUGGCUCGGCCCCCAUAUGUCUGCGUCAGGGGAACAGCAGCUUGAUAACAUAUUUGCUGGUCAAAAUAGACCUGUGCCGCGCCUUCGGUUUCCAGAUAGCGGAUCCCGGGACGUUGAACCAGUUGACCAUUCGAGUGCCCAGUCUGCAGUCGCCAACACCCUUCGACGCGCACAGGAUGACGUUUAUGGCAGGCUGAGCUCCGCUUUAACGGAGAGAGGGGAAUUGCUUGGUGCCGUAGAGCAGCGUGUCGAAUCGACUGCCCAACGGACGGAAGAGAUGGUCGCAGAGGCAAGGAGAGUCGCGGCGAAGCAAGGGGCGAAGAGAUGGUUUGGGUUCUGAAUGAUAUGUGGGCGAUAUUGCGCAGAGGAACAGGAGAAACGAAGAGCAAUAAGCAAGAACACUUGCCUUUGUUAGAAUGGUAGUAGAUUUGAGUAAUAAGCUUGGGGCUCAGUAGUUGUCGUUUAGACAGAAGAAAGCAAUGUGGAAUUGCGAUAGGGACUCUGGUCGAAAAGACCGAGUUUAUAUACAUGUAGCUUUACACAUGGACCAGUAGC